Messenger RNA from Pocillopora meandrina, 489 nucleotides. The record is from the annotation of a GenBank genome assembly. NCBI's taxonomy places the organism in Eukaryota, Metazoa, Cnidaria, Anthozoa, Scleractinia, Pocilloporidae.
AUGGCUGGUCAGAAGGCUUCACUGCAGGCAAAGAAUGGUAAAGCGCUACAAGACAUUGCAAGGAGAGGCUAUACAUGGGGAAGCCCACGAAAGGAGAACUGGGGUAUGCAAACUACCACAGGUCACUACGCAGAUGAAUCAAUCCAGGGGUAUUCAGGUGAGGUUCGUUGAAUAAUCUGGAGGCCCAAAUCACCGGAAUAGACCGAAGUUAGGACGAUAGAAUAUGGAAUUGUUUGUGACAUUCUUGCUAAAUUUAGCCGGUUUGAGACCCCGACAAAGAGGACUGGAGACUACUUACCCUUUGCAUGUGAUUGGUCGAUGUCUUGGGACACCAAAAUUUAAAGGUGAAAGAGACGACUGAUUCCUUUCGAUCAGAGCUUCGAUUUCUUUCAAACGUUUUAAACUUUUAUUUUCGAUAGAGUGAUGGUCGAGAUGAAUUUCGCAACAUCGUCAGUAGUCAAUCUCCGUUGGGAAAGACUUUUCUCCUGA